ACGGAGGGCAGUAUCCUGGUCAAAAUCCCGGAAUGCGGUAUCCUCAAAAUCCCGGAAUGCAGUAUCCUCAAAAUCCCGGAGGACAGAAUCCUCAAAAUCCGGGAGGACAGAAUCCUCAAAAUCCCGGAGUGCAGAAUCCUCAAAAUCCCGGAGGACAGAAUCCUCAAAAUCCCGGAGGACAAAAUCCUGUAAAAAAUCCCACAGGACAGAAUCCUGUUGAAAAUUCUCCAGGACAGAAUCCUGUUAAAGUUCCUGGAGGGCAAAAUCCUGUUAAAAUUCCUGAUUGGGGUGUUCAACAUGGCAAUCCUCCCCUAAAUCAUUUUCCUGAUGCUUUUGUUUAUGAUCAUUCUACCAAACUUACGACGAACCCUGACACCCAAUACCCCACGACUCCUUUCAAUAGGUGUGAUGUGUAUACAACUGUUCGAGUCCCGUGUGGAAGAGAUGAUAUCUCUGCGGAGGCUUGUGAAGCUCUUCAGUGCUGCUAUAAUGGAGGCAUGUGCUACUUUGGGAAGGCGGUGACGGUCCAGUGCACCAAAGAUGCUCAGUUUAUCGUAGUGGUAGCCAGAGCUGUCACCUUACCCUCCAUCGACCUGGAAACCUUUUCACUAUUGGGAGAUGGUCCUGGCUGCAUGACUGUUGACUCGAAUUCCGCUUUUGCCAUCUACCAGUUUCCUGUGACCACCUGUGGCACUGUCGUUACGGAGGAGCCUGGUAUGAUAAUCUAUGAGAAUAGGAUGACCUCCUCGUAUGAAGUGGCCAUGGGACCUCUGGGUGCUACAACCCGAGACAGCAGCUUCGAUUUACUCUUCCAAUGUCGGUACAGGGGCACUUCAGUUGAAACUAUUGUUGCAGAAAUUUUCCAACCGCACGAGCAUCCUGCAGCAGUGUUUGCUCGGGGUCCCAUCAGUGUGCAGCUGAGGUUGGGUAAUGGGCGAUGCCUCACGAAGGGUUGUGACGAAGAGGAAGUGGCCUACAACUCUUACUAUGUGGCCGCGGACUAUCCUGUGACCAGAAUCUUGAGGGAUCCCGUGUAUGUGGAGGUUCAACUCAUGGAUAGGAGUGACGCCAACCUUGUCCUUAAUCUCGGCCGCUGUUGGGCCACCACGAGUGAAAAUCCUCACAGUCUGCCUCAGUGGGACAUUCUUAUUGACGGGUGUCCAAACAGGGAUGAUCGCUACACGUCUUCUUUGGUUCCAGUUGGUCCUAACUCUGGUCUGGACUUCCCAAGACAUUACAGGCGUUUCAGUUUCCAAAUGUUUACCUUCGUGGACCCCAACUCACUAGAACCACAAAAAGAGCAGGUGUAUAUUCACUGCAGUACAUCUAUCUGCAACGCUGGAGCUGGCUUCUCUUGUGAGCCGAGUUGCUUAAGCCGGAGAAGGAGAGAUGCGAAAUAUGCGGUCAAGAAGAUGGCUGAGCCAAGGAUCGUGGCCUCUUCUGGACCUCUGCAGAUGAUUAGCACCGGGCAGUGUAAACAGAGCAGUUGCAAAGUUUUGACAUUUCAUUGAAACAACAUAUUGGUGACUUUACGUAUGAUAUCUCGAAAGUCUGCUACAAGGCAUAUGCGUCAAAUCUAAAAAUGCAAUGAGAAUAAAAUGGAUUCCUCAAAUGCCUGUAAGCAAAACAUAUAAAAAAAAGUGCUUUUAUGUACAAUGAAUGCUUAUAUUUUGUGUCCUGCAAUACUUUAUGCACUGUAAAUAAUAUAGCAGAAUGAACAAUUGUAAUUCAGCUGAACUGAUUGUAUAUCAUUUUGAAAUCCCAAAACCACGUUGCUCUCAGCAACAGUCAAAUUGAAUUAAACGGAAACAAGAACAUCUAGCAAUUUUUUUAUGCUAUCAAAAAUAAAAUGCUGCCUUUUCUACCCCAAUUGUCACUGUGCAAGUUAUCCAGACUACCUGUAUCAAAGAAAAAAAUAAAAGCUUGCAAAUGUUUCGUCUGCAUUUCACCAACAAAUCCAUCCAAUCCUUCACAAUUUAUUGUAGUAAUGUUUACUUUUCCAUUUCUUGAUUCAAAUGUAGUCAGAAGAUUUUUUUUGCCAACAUGAUAGUUAACAUUUGAACAAUAAAUGC
Hippocampus comes (tiger tail seahorse) is the source of this 2072-nucleotide messenger RNA. Its product is annotated as zona pellucida sperm-binding protein 1-like. Bases 33 to 1511 code for a protein of 492 amino acids. NCBI's taxonomy places the organism in Eukaryota, Metazoa, Chordata, Actinopteri, Syngnathiformes, Syngnathidae. Gene Ontology annotation, biological process: binding of sperm to zona pellucida; prevention of polyspermy. The transcript has 8 exons. The record is from RefSeq and is a predicted model, not a curated record. Gene Ontology annotation, molecular function: structural constituent of egg coat; acrosin binding. Gene Ontology annotation, cellular component: egg coat.